GAGCAUUAGGAAGACAAUUGUACUCUAAGUGUGAAUUACCGACCAGACGUAGGGCUAUAAUCGGCAGAUCUGAAAAAACGUGUGAAAUCUUCGUCAACUGGAAAUAUCUUAUUUUAGACUUCCGACUUCUGUUCCUCUAUUUUACAGAAAGUUUCGAAUUUAACAGAAUCCGUUAACAACCCCGGACCAAAUUUCAUCGUCUUCUUCAUCAUCCCUCAGCUCGCAGUUUUCGGCAAUAAACAGGCAAACGAUCUGGCUUCCUUCCCAACGUGUGUUCAGUUCUUUAUCGUUUCUAGAUCAUCUGCUGAAAUCACAUCUUGGACUGGACAUAAUUUCAAAGUUUGAUGUGCAGCUCUCAUUUCAAAGUUUGGCCUCUAACCUGCUGUAUAUCCGUUCAGAAGGCUUAUUUUGGUAUGGCAUAAGAGACUUAUUUUGCCUCCAGAGUUACUAAAGUAAAUGUGUGAGAUCUCCCCUGCUGACGGCUUUGUAGAGAUAAAUGAGAACUUGGGUGAUAUGAUAACGUACGUGGCAAACGAACCUUGUGUAGGAUUAUACUACAUCCAGCAGCAUGCUCAGAAUGCAGUGCCUAACAUCAUCAGGCUCAAGAACAACCUCUUGGAGAAGUCACAUGAAGUGAGUUUACACACCCAAGAUCUAGAGGAUUCCAUAGUUAUGACAAGGACGAUGAAAGAAUGUGGGUCCCCCAUUAUUGAUGAAAUGAUUAGUGAUAUAAAGGCAUCUCUAAGUAUAAUGUCAACCAAACAACCGGUGAGAGGUGUGAUCCAACGACGCACCUCAAGUUAUCAUCAAGUUGGAUCAAAUACAUGGGCCCGGUCUGCAGUUAGUAACCAGAAUGAUGUUGAGAGAUCAGGUGGUUACUUUUCAAGCGUGUUAAAAUCUGCUAAAGAAAAGGCAGCUAACUUGACAUGGCCACAGCCAUUACCUUCUGGAAGCAAUCAGCCAUUACCUUCUGGAAGCAAUCAGGUGGAGGAAACUGAUGAGUUGCCAAUAUCUAGCGAGGUUAGUUUAACCAUGGAUGGAAAAUCUCAACUCACAUUGCCCGAAGAAAUAGAAUUUGACGAGUUCAAGGCUGAUAGGGAAGCCAGACUAGAAGAGUGGCUGGAUGGUCCGACCAGUAUUCUUCGGAAUGAGAGUUGUAAUACUCAAGGGCAUGGGCAUGGGCAUCAUCUGCUUGACAGUUUAUGAUGCCAUUUUUUUUACCACAUAUUGACAUUUAUAUCGCAGUAAUGUCUUUCAAGUUUGAACUUGAUGAUGGAGAAUACAUGUAACCUUGUUUGAAUUGGUCUUGGUUUUUCUUAUUGUACAGUUUAGAAUGUAACGAGGCACAAAGGGAAUCAUGUUGUAUGAAUAAGCGAGGACGAGGUGCAACCUAGUUGGUGCGAAAUAAGCACUCCUCUUUAAA
This is a messenger RNA of Spinacia oleracea (spinach), 1423 nucleotides long. RefSeq lists its product as uncharacterized. NCBI's taxonomy places the organism in Eukaryota, Viridiplantae, Streptophyta, Magnoliopsida, Caryophyllales, Amaranthaceae. The coding region runs from base 457 to 1206 and encodes 249 amino acids. The record is from RefSeq and is a predicted model, not a curated record. The transcript has 3 exons.